Messenger RNA from Dermochelys coriacea (leatherback sea turtle), 2267 nucleotides. Its product is annotated as sulfotransferase 2B1-like. Gene Ontology annotation, molecular function: sulfotransferase activity. The record is from RefSeq and is a predicted model, not a curated record. Gene Ontology annotation, cellular component: cytoplasm. Lineage: Eukaryota; Metazoa; Chordata; Testudines; Dermochelyidae. The coding region runs from base 687 to 1607 and encodes 306 amino acids. Gene Ontology annotation, biological process: sulfation. The transcript has 7 exons.
CUCUAACAGGUGUGCUGGUGGCAGCUUCUCUUCCAAAUGGGAACCCAGGCAGCCCGGUGGGAGAUGCCGCUCACCCACUUAUUACUCUAAUCACAGGGCUGCCAGCAGCUGAGCAAGCUUGUUAAGGAGUUGUGUUUUCCUCCUAGCUUUCCUGGCUCUGGGCCAGGCGGCCAGGCCUGGUAGCAGGUGACGAGCGCGGGAGGCCAUGAAUUGUUAGCAAAGCCAGUGAUUGUGAGACGGGCUUGGAGCUUGGUAGCGUCACUCAUUUGGAUCUUUAUGUGGGGGGAGAUUGACCCCAGGGAGCUGAGAUCAGAAGCUGGCCCUCCCUGCCCCCAGUGCAGUCAGGGGUGAUUCUGGUUUGACCCCGGGAGACCUGAGAUCAGGGGUGACUCUGGAUUGAUCUCAGGGAGCUGAGAUCAGAACCUGGCCCUCUCUGCCCCCAGUGCAGUCAGGGGUGACUCCGGAUCCAGCUCAGGGGUGGGUGGCUCUGUCCCAUGGUAGAAAGAGUUUCUCAUUGAUGUGCCAUGGGGUGCUCUGAGCCAGCCUCCUGCAGUUGCUGUGUAGGCGGUUCCCAGCCCCAGGGCUCAGGGCGCCGGCUUGAUGGCUCAGACCCAGGGGAUCCCUGCAUCACUGCCACAGCUGCUGAGCCAGCCAGGUGCUGCCUCCCACCCUAGGGCAGCCCCAGGAUGUUCAAGGAAUAUUUCCAGUACAAGGGGAUCAGCUUCCCCAGGCUGAUCUACUCGGAGCAGGGGCUGCGGGAGGUGGAGAACGAAUUCCAAGUCCGGGAUGAUGACAUCUUUAACGUCACCUACCAGAAAUCAGGGACCGUCUGGAUGCUGGAGAUCCUGAGCCUCAUCCACAGCAAUGGGGACCCCAGCUGGUGCCGCACAGUCCCUAACUGGGACCGGGGGCCCUGGUAUGAGACUGUCUUGGGCCUCCAGACCGCACGGAGCAACCAGGCACCCCGGCUCAUCAGCUCCCACCUGCCCAUCCAGCUCUUCGCCAAGUCUUUCUUCCAGUCCAAGGCCAAGAUGCUGUACACGUUGCGGAACCCCAAGGACGUCUUCGUCUCCCUCUACCACUUCGCCCAGAUCUUCCGCCCCUACAAGGAGCCGGGGCAGCUGGACCAGUUCCUGGAGCAGUUCCUGGAGGGGGACGUGCCCUUCGGCUCCUGGUUUGACCACGUCAAGGGCUGGAUGAGCCUGCAGGACCACGAGAACUUCUUCUGGAUCACCUACGAGGAGCUGCAGCAGGAUCUGCGGGGCAGCGUGGAGCGGAUCUGCCGGUUCCUGGGCAAGCCGCUGGAGGCGCGGGCGCUGGACGGGGUGGUGGAGAACGCCUCCUUCCAGGCCAUGAAACGGAACAAGAUGUGCAACUUCAGCCUGGCUCCCCGCUUCCUCCUGAACCAGACCCAGAGCUCGUUCCUGCGGAAAGGGAUUGCUGGGGACUGGAAGAACCAGCUCACCACGGCCCAGAGCGAGAAUUUCGACCGGAUUUACCGGGAACAGAUGCAGGGGCUGGAUCUGAGCUUCCCCUGGGAUGAGCCGAGCCCCCAGCCGUCCCCACCCCCCACCAACUGCACAGGCCCCUCAUCGGGCAGCAGCUGAGACAGAAGGGAGUGCGGUGCACUGGUUAGAGCAGCAGGGCUGGGAGCCAGGACUCCUGGGUUCUCGCCACAGCUCUGGGAGGGGAGUGGGGUCUAGUGGUUACAGCAGCAGGGGUGGGGAGUGGGGGCUGGGAGCCAGGACUCCUGGGUUCUCUCCCUGGCACGGGCAGGGGAGUGGGGUCUAGUGGCUAGAGCACGAGGCCUGGGAGCCAGGACUCCUGGGUUUCAGGUUUAACAAUUGAAAACAGGACUCCUAAGGGUGGGGAUGGGGGUGUCCUUGGGCAGUGGGGUGCAGGUUGGGGUGCCGGGGGUCAGGUGUCCAGGAGGGGUAGGAUGGGCCCACGACUCUGUGUUCCCAGCGGCUCCCCGUGGGGCAGGUGGAUCUCAGCAGCUGCACUAACCACUAGACACCACUCCCUGCACCCUGUGUGGCUGUGUUAGUGGCCCUUCUGGGAGAUCUCUUAGGAGAGGAUGGAGUUCCCCCCCCCCCCAGCAGGAUCCCUGCCCCAUUCAGCCCCCACAAGGUGCAGAGGGAGUAGGAGGGGGGUUAGUUCAGUGUGUGUGUGUGUGUGGGGGGGGGGGUGUCAAGGGUCCCCCAGGAUCUGGUCUCCUCUUAACCUGAGAUCUGUAGUAAACACGGAACAAAUAAAACUCAUUUCUC